AUGGCGUUUGCCACGGGCCUGGGCGGCACCGCGGGCGCCGGGCGCGGCGCGGAGAUCGCGAGCAUGGAGCCGGUGCGGGAGCGGCUCGUCAGGGUCACCUUCAACGCCGACGUGCAUUCCAGCAUCCAGUGGAACUUCAGACCUCAGCAGAGCGAGAUCUACGUGGUACCAGGAGAAACAGCACUGGCAUUUUAUAAAGCAAAAAAUCCUACAGACAAACCAGUAAUUGGAAUCUCUACCUACAAUGUGAUACCCUUUGAAGCAGGACAGUAUUUCAAUAAAAUACAAUGUUUUUGUUUUGAAGAACAGCGGCUGAAUCCUCAAGAAGAAGUGGACAUGCCUGUCUUUUUCUACAUUGAUCCAGAAUUUGCAGAGGACCCUAAAAUGGCUAAAGUUGAUUUGAUCACCCUCUCUUACACUUUUUUUGAAGCAAAGGAAGGACUGAAGUUACCACUUCCUGGGUAUCAGUAA
Molecule: messenger RNA, 471 nt
Organism: Chaetura pelagica (chimney swift)
Lineage: Eukaryota; Metazoa; Chordata; Aves; Apodiformes; Apodidae
Product: cytochrome c oxidase assembly protein COX11, mitochondrial
Exons: 4
Coding region: 1-471 (156 amino acids)
Cellular component (GO): mitochondrial inner membrane
Molecular function (GO): copper ion binding
Source: RefSeq, a predicted model, not a curated record